Molecule: messenger RNA, 3479 nt
Organism: Tachysurus vachellii
Lineage: Eukaryota; Metazoa; Chordata; Actinopteri; Siluriformes; Bagridae
Gene: rtn1a
Product: reticulon 1a
Exons: 9
Coding region: 142-2355 (737 amino acids)
Biological process (GO): endoplasmic reticulum tubular network formation; neuron differentiation; brain development
Cellular component (GO): postsynaptic density; neuron projection
Source: RefSeq, a predicted model, not a curated record
GGAACCCCGAGCACGUCCAGUUAGAUAAAACAAUAACGUGUCAGAUCUGCGAUAUUUAUUUUAAAAACGUAGUCCGACUUCUCUCACGUCUCCGAUCCGAUCUGAUCUGAUCUGCGCGUGUGCGUGACUGAGUGAGCGAGCAUGUCCGGGACCGGAGAACCACACGGAGAGGAGCGUGAGCGGCCCGGGCCGCGUUUGGGUCGGAUGCACGAGGAAGAGGAAGAGGAAGAGGGGGAGUGUAAAAAGAAGGAGGCGGAAACGGAGGAGGAGGAAGAGGAAGAAGGGAAGAAGAGGGCGCUUAAACAGACCUGUCCGGGUGAUGAGGAGCGCGGAGGAACUUGCGUUGCCAUGGAAACUGCAUCCUCAGACUCGGUGUCUGAUCUGUUCCUGAACUCUUCCUCCAAGCAGAGUGACCUCUACACCUCCCUCCUCUCCUCUAAUUACUCGUCCUCAAACCCGUUCAGCGCCAGCGUUCCGCUCUUCUCCUCUGAGGAUGACCGUUCUCCUCUCGCUCCUAUGGGGAGCGACUCUGGAAUUGGGAUGACCCCUGGUGACCCCGGCGACCUCCACCCCCAAAAAAGUGACCCCUACAACUACAUGGAUAUGAGUGACAACCUUGGUGACCUCGGUCAUCGUGAAAACACUGGGUCAGAAAAGCAGCCAAUGAGGAGCCUCACAGAUCCUGAUGAUGAUGAUGAUGAUGAUGCUGUUGAUGAAGAUGGAUCCAUGGAGUUUAAGUCGAAGAUGGUGAAAGAGGUGUUUGAUUUAGGAAGCUACAUGGAGAAGAAUCCUGAAAACCUGGGAGUGAUGGGAGACUUGGGAAACACCUUCCCAUAUGUGGAGGACCAAUCAGACGAGGAGUUACUGGAGAACAGACCACGCACUGCCAGUCCAGUAAAGAUCACCGUGACGACAGAUUCCUGUAUCCUAGAAACCGAGCAAGCAAGAGGUGGAGUGUCAGAGAGGGAAAGUGUGCUGAGUUUGGGAAAGGAAGGUGUUCCUACGGUAACGCUGUCUGAACCGGAGGAUGACAGCGCUGCUUCAUCCGUCAAUCAUUCCCCUAACCACUCCCCCACAGGUAGAGAGUCACCCUCAGAUUUCCUGUUCCAGCCUGUAGGGAUAAAGUGUGUGAACACCAAGGGCCCUACAAAACGAUUUGGGAUGCGGGACAGUGGAGAAUCUGGAGAUUCCGAAGUCGAGCCCGAUUCCCCAAGACAUGAAAAGCAGUUCGCCGCCAGACACAGAGCUGGCAAACCGUUUGAGCCGACAGGUGGAGGUGUGGAGAUGAAACAGAGCAACAAGGGAAGAUUUAACAAUCCGUUUGAGGGGUCCAUCCGCACAAAGGGGGAAUAUGUGCAACAUGGCAACCCUCCGCUUUACAGCCUGCUUCGUGAGGAGAGGGAGGCCGAGCUAGACAGUGACCUGCUUAUCGAGUCUGCUUCUGAGGAGAGCCCUAAGAGGGAGCAGGUGGUGAAGUGCACCCUAAAACCACAUUCACCUCCGAGCUCACCUCCACCUGUGAGCAGCGCUGUCUCUCCACCCCUAAAAGAGAAAGAACAGGAUGUAAAGAAAGAAAAGCCCAGUGCAGAACAGAGAGAAGAAUCCAACACUCAGACACAACAGGAAGAAGAUCAAACGUUCACUAAAACCAAGCCUGCAGUGAUGCCGUCUAUUGAACAGCGCACCCUAGAGGACGGAGGAAAUAAAAGCACGAUUAGCAACGGAGAAAAAAGGACCACUAAAGAGGCGGAGCUGCUGCUUUUCUUGCACACCUUCAACAAACAGAAAGUGGUGGCGCUGCUGCACUGGCGGGAUGUGAGAAAGACGGCCGUGUUGUUCAGCAGUGUGUUGCUGCUGCUCUUCUCUCUGACUCAGUUCAGCGUGGUGAGUGUGAUGGCGUACCUCGCCCUCGCCGCUCUCUCCACCACCAUCAGCUUCAGAGUGUACAAGUCCGUUCUGCAGGCUGUGCAGAAGACUGACGAUGGACACCCCUUCAAAGUGUAUCUGGAGCAGGAGAUCGCUCUCUCUCCUGAGCAGAUCAGUAAAUAUGUGGAGAAAGUGCAGCUCUAUUUGAAUUACACACUGAAGGAGCUGCGAAGGCUUUUCCUCGUGCAGGACCUGAUCGACUCUUUAAAGUUCACAGUGUUGAUGUGGUUGCUGACAUACGUUGGCGCUCUGUUUAACGGCCUCACUCUUCUCAUUCUGGUUGUGGUGUGCGUGUUCACCGUGCCGCUUGUGUACGAGAAAUAUCAGAAACAGAUAGAUCAGUACCUGGGACUAGUGAGAACUCAGGUGAACUCUGUAAUGGCAAAACUGAGGGAGAAGGUUCCUGGAGCCAAGAGGAAGGAUGAGUAAAAUCCCUCCAUCCAAAUCCACUGUCCACUCAACAAAGCCAGUAACAACUGCAGCAAGGCUGUGUCCCAAUCCCAUUUUUAAAUAGACCCUUGUUGACUUCCACUUCCCCCUUUAUUAGCUUGUAAGUUCUAGUGAUCAGGUGGCAUCACUGCAGCCUUCAUGAGGAACACGUUUCCGCUGUAUGAACGUCAGGUGUCGAGGCUCAGCUUUAUAUCCGAAGGAGUGCACACUCGUCCACUUAAGACACACUUCAUGCACACUUUCUAGAGGAAGUCAACAAGGGUGUAUAAAAGAUGAGCUCAAUAACAAAACGAUCACGAUCAUGACCUGAUUUAUGAUUAUUAUACUACACGUAUUUUAAUAACAUCACACGAUUAGCUCGAGCCCUUCUGAUCGGACGGCGUGUUAAUCACAGAAGAACCUCGGCAGCGUCUCAAAGCUUCGUCAUAGCUUCGGUUAUCGUUGUGAUAUAGUUUGUGCCGAUAAUCUACAUACGCCUAAAUGAUCCAUUUGACAAAAACACAUUAAGUUUCUACAUCCACGACGUGCAUGACAGUAUUUCGUAUUAACAGUGUUAGAUAGUUAAGUUACUUUCAUAAAUACUUUCACGAAAGAAAAUGAGGAAGCGACACGAUGUAGUUGAUGACGUCACAAUUGUACGGAUAAAUCUGACACCUGGGAAGCAACGCGAAGUCACAAACCAGUAAAAAUUUGCAAACUGCUUUUUCUCUCAUUUUGCUUCAGAUUAAAAAGCAUGAGUCUUUAGUAAAUAAUAUUAAACUAUCACUCUUUCUUUCUGUAUGGUUUCAGUCUAACAGUAAACACCUCACACGCUCAUCCACGCGCCUGCUCGGUCACCGUAUAACCGCACACGUCGCCGCUUACGCACGAACGCAUUAAUAUUAAUAUAUUCUAAAUGAUUUUCUCCAAUGGGUGUGUAUGUGUGUGUGUAUGUGUGCGUGUUAAACACAAGAAUCUAAACGUGUGUCGUGUAAUUUAGCUUUUGUAAAGUCAGGAGUGUGUUCAGUUCAGUGUUGUUGGAUUUGAGCUCGGGAUCGACUCUGUAACUGUUUGCACUCGUGUAUUAAUUGAACAAGAAUGAAUAAAUGUUCUCUACUGUAAAA